Molecule: messenger RNA, 764 nt
Organism: Asparagus officinalis (garden asparagus)
Lineage: Eukaryota; Viridiplantae; Streptophyta; Magnoliopsida; Asparagales; Asparagaceae
Product: ubiquitin-NEDD8-like protein RUB2
Exons: 3
Coding region: 68-532 (154 amino acids)
Biological process (GO): protein ubiquitination; modification-dependent protein catabolic process
Cellular component (GO): cytoplasm; nucleus
Molecular function (GO): ubiquitin protein ligase binding; protein tag activity
Source: RefSeq, a predicted model, not a curated record
CCUUCGCACUUUUCAACUCGCGUCGACUUUAAGCAGAGAAUUCAGAGCAGAGAGAGAGCGAGAGAGAAUGCAGAUUUUUGUGAAAACCCUAACGGGGAAGACGAUCACUCUCGAGGUUGAGAGCAGCGACACCAUCGACAACGUCAAGUCCAAGAUCCAGGAUAAAGAGGGUAUACCUCCUGAUCAGCAGAGGCUAAUUUUUGCUGGAAAGCAAUUGGAAGAUGGAAGGACCCUGGCUGAUUACAACAUACAGAAAGAGUCAACUCUUCAUCUAGUUUUGAGGCUUAGAGGAGGAACCAUGAUCAAGGUGAAAACUCUUACAGGGAAAGAAAUCGAAAUUGACAUCGAACCCACUGAUAGCAUUGAUAGGAUCAAGGAAAGGGUUGAAGAGAAAGAAGGGAUUCCUCCUGUGCAGCAGAGGCUCAUUUAUGCAGGCAAGCAGCUCGCUGAUGACAAGACUGCCAAGGAAUACAACAUUGAAGGUGGUUCUGUGCUUCAUCUUGUGCUUGCUCUUCGGGGUGGAAGCUAUUAAUAAAAUAACUACCAGUCACAAACUUUCUCAACAAGCGAAAAUUGUCAAUGUCUGAGUGCUCUUGAUAUAAAAUACCCAUGCGACAUAUUUCUUUCUGUUACAUUUUAUGGCUGCCAAUUAUGAACUCACUCGUUUUUUCUUGACUGUCAUUGUGAAAAAAGAUUCAAAGAAGGCUAAGGAUAUCAAAAGUUUCUGACAAUAGAAUUUCGCUCGUCAUUUUCUUGGUGAUUUA